CCUCUGUGUUUCUCUCUUCUUCUUUUUCUGCAAGUCAUACAGUAGUCUGAUAAACAAAACCCUAGUUGAGUUGUUCUCCUUCUUCCACCUCAAAAUCAACAAAACAAUGGCAGGAGAAGACAAAGAAACUUUAGUUCUAGUUGCAAGAAAACCUAGUUUCGGUCUCCCGACUGGUUGUCCUUCUUGUUUACCUGCUUAUUUUUAUCUCCGAUUUGCAGACGUUAAUUUCCAGCUUCAAUCCAAUCUUACUUAUCCUGAUUCAGAUCAAAUACCUUAUGUUGAGUGUGGGGAUUAUGUGGCCUUCAACAAUGAGAAAGGUGGAGUGAUUGAAAGUUUAAAGGAGGAUGGUGUUGUUGAUUUAGAUUCUGGACUUCCUAGCCACACUGUACCAGAAUGGUUGGCAAUGAAAGCAAUGAUUAGCACAUGGCUUGCAGAUGCUGUUAGUUUUGAGCUUUGGGUGGGAUCCGAUAGAAAUUCCGCAGAUACAAUAUAUUACUCUGAUCUUCCCUGGCCAAUUGGAAAGGUUCUCCACGUUAUGCAAACCUCCAAGGCAAAGCAGCUACUUGAAAUUACAAAGGUUAAUUCUCAAAGAAGAGAAACUGAGAUCUAUAGGAAGGCAACCCUUGCAUAUCAAGCAGUAUCAACACUAUUAGGCGAGCAGACAUUUUUCUUUGAGAACAGGCCAACAAGUCUAGAUGCAGUUUUCCUUGGGCAUGCACUUUUCACCCUUCAAGCUUUACCAGAAACAUCUUUGUUGAGAAGCAAGCUCUUGGAGCAUAGGAAUCUUGUAAGAUACUGCGAGGAUCUAAAGGGGAAGUAUUUGGAAGUAGUCCCAUCAUCUUCUUCAACUAUCCCCAAGUCCCCUUUCGACACUUCAUCAUCUUCGACGCCAAAAAGAGGAACCCGAUCAAAUUGGAGUGCAAAGCCAAAAAGCAAACCCAAGAGAGAAAAGACAGAAGAAGAGAAAACAUUCAAAAGAAGAGCCAAAUACUUCCUCGCAACUCAAUUUGUUGCUGUUCUGGUCUUUCUCUCUCUCCUUGGUCCUGGUGGUUCUGAAACCGAGAUGGAUGGUGAUGAUAUGGAGUAUGACGACUAAAAGCAAUCACAGUUUUCCACCAUACCAACCUUGUUGUGAAGUGACAGAAACCGAUUUUUCCUUUUGAUUUACCUGUUACUGAGUUGAACUUUUAGCCAGUAGUCUGAUAUUUUUGUGUGAUGCAUUUUUGUUUCUUCCGGAGUUUUCCUGUAUGGCCCUUUGAGCUGUGAAUGCAGGCAUUCACUGUCUAACCCUGCAUUUCUUCACAAACAUGGUGAAAUUUUGAUAUAACAUUUUAGUACAAACUCCAAUUUGGCCUGUCAAUAAAUAAAAACACAAUUAGAAAAAA
Papaver somniferum (opium poppy) is the source of this 1385-nucleotide messenger RNA. RefSeq names its product mitochondrial outer membrane import complex protein METAXIN-like. Bases 107 to 1096 code for a protein of 329 amino acids. Lineage: Eukaryota; Viridiplantae; Streptophyta; Magnoliopsida; Ranunculales; Papaveraceae. The transcript is spliced from 6 exons. The record is from RefSeq and is a predicted model, not a curated record.